GUUAGAAAAAAGACUGUGACAGCAGAGAGAUAGGAAGUGGAAGUGGAGUACAGGAGGGGUGGACCCUGCACAAUAUUUCUGAGAUUUUGAUGUCAAGAGAGAGGAAGAGGGAGGGUGCAUUAUACUUGUGUAACCAGAGACAGAGAGGAGAAGAGGGAAAGGCCAGUGGGAAAGAAGACGAGCGAGAGGGAGAAACAAGAACAGAUUAAACAGAGAAACAGCGGAAAUCUGACACAGAAGGAGGGUAAGACAGAAAAUAGGAGCAAAUCUGCAUUUACUGGACAGGGGAAGAGUACUGUGUAGUUUAGCCUGAGCCAGGAGCAGACCAAUCUCUUCAGCACAUUUCCUGCCUAAACAUCAGCAUGGCUGACUCAGACCAAAAAGAAACUAAACUGUCCCCUCGUCCAGAGUUAAUUGAUUUCCAUGGUGUGUCAAUGACUCAUUACUUCACUGACAACUGGGACAAUGUGCAGAACUUCCAGGCAAAACCUGAUGAUAUUCUCAUUGCAACAUAUCCCAAAGCAGGUACAACCUGGGUGUCCCACAUGUUGGACCUUCUGUAUUUUGGGAAGACCUCCCCAGAGCGUGCAGCCUCACUGCCCAUCUAUGACAGAGUCCCAUUCCUGGAGAUUUGCGUCCCAUCUAUUCCCACAGGUGUAGAAUUGAUUGGAAAGAUGACUACAUCCCCUCGCCUCAUUAAAACCCACUUUCCAGUUCAGUUUGUGCCUAAAUCCUUUUGGGAACAAAAGUGUAGGGUUUUCUAUGUAGCCCGCAAUGCCAAGGACAAUGUUGUGUCCUACUUUCACUUUGACCGUAUGAAUUCUGUACAGCCAGAAUCUGGAGACUGGCCUAGUUACCUGCAGAGAUUCCAGUCGGGAAAAAUGGCAUUUGGCUCCUGGUAUGACCAUGUGAAAGGGUGGUGGGAGAAAAAGCAAUCUUACCCCAAUCUCCUCUAUCUACACUACGAAGAUCUAGCAGAGGAUAUUGACCGGGAGUUGGACCGCGUGUGCUCAUUCCUGGGUGUGCGCCCGACUGAGGAGGAGAGACGUCAGGUCAUAGGAGGAGUGGGAUUUGAUGCCAUGAAGAAGAACAGCAUGGCUAACUACUCGACUUUCGAAGCCAUGGACUUCAAAAUCUCUCCAUUCAUGCGGAAAGGGAAAGUUGGCGAUUGGAAGAAUCAUUUCACUGUGUAUCAGAAUGAAAUGUUUGACAAAGAGUACCAGGAGAAAAUGAGGAACACCACACUUCGUUUCCGGACAGAGAUUUAGGCUGGUGUCCAUCACCUAGUAAAUAAGCUUGGAUCUGGUCCAGGUGAUGUUAUACACAAACUCAAGGGUCAGCUGCAAAUAUAAUUCACAAAUACCCAUUCAUAAGAAGAUCUGUAGUAUGAUUUGUGUCAUUUACCUACUUUUAAACAAUGUUCACACAAAUCCUUAUGCUGCACAAUACUUGUAUUUCUUUAUUUUUUCUAUAUUUCAGCAAAAAUACCUUUACAAAAUUUGCUUUAUUUACACUUACAAUGAUUUGCAAAUGCACUCAAGGGACAAAUUCAAGAGUUACAUUUUAAGAUUCCACAAAUUUAUUUCAAGUUAGAUAUUUACAAUAAUUCAGCUGGAAAAAAUGAAUGACCGAAGGCUCUGUACCAUGGAAUAAGACUUCAGGUUUAAAUGUUCACAGAGUAUAGAAGAAGACACGUCACAGCACUGCACGUGCACGGUGGUCUGGACAGAAAGUACGGCAUGGUAACAAUCUUUAUAGCUAACGAUUACUGAUGGAAGACCAACCCCUGCUGCCACAGUAACAGAACAGCAUGUCUCACUGAACCAUGUUAACCAGUAAAGGACAAACGCCAAUGGCUCAUGUUCACAGCACUAUACAUCCUGGCACUUCACAUCAAAGGGUAAGGUCACACAAGCUCCAUCACAAGAGGAAUAGCUGAGCACCUUGUCACUAUGGGAAAAAAAGUUUUUUUCAGUCAGUUCCAACAGGGCGGCUGUGGCUUGUAUGCACUAAUAGAAACAAGUCUGAGUCUGCUAUAGAACACGAGCAAUGAGCAUGUCUGAUUACACCAAGACAAAUAUGUACAAGUCCCUGUAUCCCUGGUAUCAUUCACACUUCACUUAGUGUAGGUGAGUAGGUGCAAGAUUUACACAUCUUUCUUGAAAGGCAUUGAAGAUGGGCCAUCCGUCAAUAUUUCCACACUCCUCCCACAACUAACCACGGAAACAUGAAAGACAGGGGGUAGGAGUGGCUCUUGAUUGUCAUUCACAGUACCUUUUUUGUCCAUUUUAGAGCAUAUCAAUACUUACAGGUUUGUCAAAAAUAACAGCAUUUUAGAUCAUCUUAUAUUUUAUUGCCUUUUUUUCUUUCACCAUUAAAAAUAUUUACUUUGGGUUGUAGUGCAUUGAAAGUAUAAUACUUACAUUUGUCAUAAUUACCAAUACAUUAUAUGCAAUUGUAAUUGUCAGAAUUACUCAUCAAAAUUGUUUUUCAGUUUUUCAACUGUUUAACAGUCGAACAAGAAAUUAAUUUAUGUGCAAUCUUAUAGACACACAGCUGAGAUUUCUUUCCAUUGUUGAUUUUCUUAGUACAUCUCAACAAAUGAAUACCUUUUCUGUCAUUAGCUGGUGGAAUUUGUAUACACUGCGAUAAAGACAGAUCUUGUUUCACAGC
Molecule: messenger RNA, 2673 nt
Organism: Anguilla rostrata (American eel)
Lineage: Eukaryota; Metazoa; Chordata; Actinopteri; Anguilliformes; Anguillidae
Product: cytosolic sulfotransferase 3-like
Exons: 9
Coding region: 363-1268 (301 amino acids)
Biological process (GO): sulfation
Cellular component (GO): cytoplasm
Molecular function (GO): aryl sulfotransferase activity
Source: RefSeq, a predicted model, not a curated record